CUCAGUUUAAGUCACUUUGUAGAAAACAAAUGCAAGUAUGAUUUUACAGUUUUGCAUGGUGCUCUUCUUCUCCAUUGAAAUUGGCAUUUGCUCAUUCCAAGACUCUUUGAAGCCUGUUGAUGUAAAAUUCUUCUCUAUAAAUCUUAUAAAUAAUCUGCAUUGGCAACCAGGGAAUGGAAGUAGUAAUGCAACACUCUACUAUGUGCAGUAUAAAAUUUACGGGGACUCGGACUGGAAAAACAAAGCAGAAUGCUGGGGUAUCUCUGCAACUUCUUGUGAUCUCACAGCAGAAACAGCAGACUACAUAGAAAGAUAUCAUGGGAAGGUGAAAGCAAGAGAUCUUGACGUUACUUCUGAUUGGAUGGAGACUAGCAGUUUUGUCCCUUUCGAUGACACUGUAAUUGAUCGUCCAAAACUGAAGGUAACACCAAAGGUUAACUCCCUGAAGAUAAACAUUGCUCCUCUUGACACCCAGAGAAGGAAUCCUUCUAUGAGGAAAGCGUUAGAGCUAAAAUACUUAGUAACACUUUCACAACCUGACAAUCAGACAUAUACAAAUGAAAGAAUUUCUAAAAAUAGAACGAUAUCUAUUUCAACAUUAACCCCAGGAACAAAGUAUUGUAUCUCUGUUAAAACACAAUAUUGUAAAACAAAAGCACCAACCUCUUGUAAGAGCAGUAGAGCAAGUGAGAAGUAUUGUGCAACAACUAAGAAAGAUCCAGUAACCAGGAGGAUAAUUAAGGCUUUGAUAGGCGGUAUAUGUGGGGUCGUGUUUGUCUGUGCGCUUAAAGUAAUGUUAAUAUUUAUUUAUCGGUACACAUGUCGACCCAAAGCGCUUGCCAGCCUCCUCGGUAAGUAUGCGAUGAUGAGGAUCCCCCCUCCCCCUGUGAAUUGGAAACUACAGCAGCCAACUAAAAUGAUGGCCAAGGAUGACCCUGAGGCACACCUUCAAUUAUUUGAGACAAUGUCUAGCAGUACCAUGUGGCCGGCUGAGCAAAGGGCUCAGACGGCUGUCCAGGCAUGGGAAUAG
Polyodon spathula (Mississippi paddlefish) is the source of this 1030-nucleotide messenger RNA. RefSeq names its product interleukin-22 receptor subunit alpha-2-like. Lineage: Eukaryota; Metazoa; Chordata; Actinopteri; Acipenseriformes; Polyodontidae. The record is from RefSeq and is a predicted model, not a curated record. The coding region runs from base 38 to 1030 and encodes 330 amino acids. The transcript is spliced from 7 exons. Gene Ontology annotation, molecular function: protein binding.